AGACCAUCCAGGACAGCGCGCUUUUAUUUAAUCGUCAUGACGAUUACCCCAUAAGAAGAGGAAUACUUCUUCUUCGAAGGUUUCACCACUGCCCUAUCAAGGUAAGACGUAAAAUGCUCUCAUGCGCUGAUUCGUUUUUUUUCAAGAUCCGCACUAUGAAGAUUUUUACUUACACGAAUCGACGUCACGUAUACUAUGGAUUUAGCAGAUGGGAGGAUAAUUGCUGAUAGUUGCCCUUUUCUCUUUUCUAUCUUCCUCUGGUCUUUCUUUUUUCUAGUUAGGUCGGCUCCGCCACAAUUAUUAAAGCACGCAGACAACAAGAACAUCAUGCAGAAUAGUUUUCUCCAAGAACAGGUGUAGUUUGAUUUAUCUGCUAGGAGGAUGUCGUUUUUCGUCAAAAAUGGAAGUCGUUUCUGGCUCCAUGUGGUCCUCGCUGUCACUUCAAGCUGCCGAGUUAUUUUCCCGAACUUUGGACUUGGCGAAAUGCUACAACAACAAGGUGAUCCUGACACAACAAGCGCUAUGGAGGUGAUGUCAUCAAUAUCAUCAAAUCUUGGACGAGUAGAUAACAAAUCUACUUGUUCGUGUAGUAGAAGUACAACAACUCGAGGAUCAGCCUCUACCUCUCUCGGCAUAGUGUUUGCCCAAGCGCAGGACUUACAUGCAGAUUGGACCAGCUACUCGGAGCAGGCUGAUAUGCCCAUGUCAGCAGAGUGGAGGGCGUCCAUGCGCGAGAAACUUCGGCAAGUCGACCCCGAAGCGCUGUCACCAGAGCAAAAAAUCCGGUACAAGCAGCUGAUGCGGCAGUUGAAUGGCCACUCAACGGGCAACGGUGCAGCAGAAGAAGAGGAAUAUGGCAAGAAAACUUACUAGACACUUUGAAAUAAUAGUAGAAGUAGAAAAUAAAUGAAUAGGAAGGGCAAGAGUAUUCGUAUGGCAAGAAAAUCUUAUUGUUUAGCUGGGUUAGCUCAAAGGCUGUAAAAUGUCAAUCAUGUCUUUGAGUUGUAGUACUCUUUAGAAUAGUUUACAGCUGGUGCGCUUGUAAGAACUAUUCAGAAACAGCGUAGUUCCUCUAUCUCUACCCGCUUAAAUGCUCGUGGUUUUCUCUAUUUUUGAUAGAGAAAUAGCAAUUUAUGUAUAUAUGUUUUACAUGUUUUUUCACCUCUCCGUCCUUUCAUAUCGGAGCCUACCCUUUGCAAAAAUUCGGCAUUCUGCUAGCAAUUGUGGCUUUCCUCGCGUACCAGCAUUUCCGCGGAGGAGGCGGAGGCGUAGCAGGUAGACAGUUCCUUAGAUUCUAGAACUGAUGUUGGAAUUCAUUUUUGUUUUGAUUGAUUUUGGAACGGUCAUGCCGGAAUUCAUUUUUGUUUUGAUUGAAUUGAUUUAUGUGUUAGCUGCCUCGGCUGAUGUCCCUUAUCCGCCUCGGCUGGAGUCGGUCCCUUACCCGCCAGUCCCUUAUCCGCCUCGGCCGAUGUCCCUUAUCUGCCUCGGAGACUACGUAUCCGCCUCGGGGAGUCCCUUGUCCGCCUCGGCCGAUGUCCCUUAUCCGCCAGUCCCUUAUCCGCCUCGGCCGAUGUCCCUUAUCUGCCUCGGAGACUACGCAUCCGCCUCGGGGAGUCCCUUAUCCGCCUCGGCCGAUGUCCCUUAUCCGCCUCGGAGAAUCCUUAUCCGCCUCGGAGACUCCGUAUCGGCCUCGUGUUGCUUCUCCGCCUCAGCCGGUGUGGCUUAGGGAAAAUCAGUGCAGCAUGCACAGGCGUGCUUAUCGUGGUCAAGUGCGACACCAACACGCACUGACCGUUUUAUUAGUUAGAGGAGAAAAAACUAUUUUACAAACCAAAUAAUGUUGCAUUACCGUGUUUAGAAUAGUUUGUUCUCCUCUAACUAAGAGUUCUCCUUCGUUAGAUGAAUCAUCGCUGUUUCUCUUUCCCUACAUUCACAGCUGCAAUGGCAAGGCCGCAGACGACUGGCGCUGCAAGUGGACAGCGACUGGUUGCGCAGGAUCAGUCAGAAGAGCAAAGGAGAGCUAUGCGUGAAGCUAGGUUACGCACGUUCGAAAAGCCUACCUCUGAACCGAUGCCAAAUCCUUGGGGAUAAAGUUGUUUUCGAAGAAAACGUAUUUGAAGAAAACGUAUUUGCAAGAACUACAGGACUAACCCAAGACCUUAUGGUUUGCAUCAAGUUCUAGCUCUAGCCCAGCACUAUGACCCGCGAAACAACAACUUAUACUUCCACGAGGACAGUCGUGCGACCAAUUUAGAAUAAGGUUAAGAAAGUCGAUUGUCGUCGUCUGACCAUCGUUAAAGAGUCGUAGC
Molecule: messenger RNA, 2309 nt
Organism: Amoebophrya sp. A25
Lineage: Eukaryota; Dinophyceae; Syndiniales; Amoebophryaceae
Source: the annotation of a GenBank genome assembly